This is a messenger RNA of Teleopsis dalmanni, 809 nucleotides long. RefSeq names its product transmembrane protein 223. Gene Ontology annotation, cellular component: mitochondrion. Lineage: Eukaryota; Metazoa; Arthropoda; Insecta; Diptera; Diopsidae. Bases 69 to 791 code for a protein of 240 amino acids. Gene Ontology annotation, biological process: nervous system development. The transcript has 2 exons. The record is from RefSeq and is a predicted model, not a curated record.
GACAAGUUUGUUAGGUUAGCUUUUGAUGAAGAUAUGUAACUUCCAAAUAUUUAUUUUUUUCGUUAAAGAUGAGUUCUAUGUUAAGUAUAGCUCUGAGGUGUUCGACAAAUAGUAUAAGAUUACCACCAUAUAGACUUCAGAAAACGACAACAUUAUUUCAACAGGCGAUAAUCAAAAAUUGCAAUUCUAUCGGCGGUUUUCGUUCAGGCCUGAGCGUGAUAUCAAGAAAUUUCUGCACUAGAAAUAUAGACAUCAACACAAAUGUUGCGAAAGAUGUAGUACUAUUUACAUACGAGAACCCAAAAUUUUAUAAGGUAAUAAAUAUUUUCGGGAUUGCUCAAUUUGUGUUCUGGACUUAUUUAUCACAUUUUGCACUGACAACUUUAAAAGACGCACCGGUCGAGGAAAAUCCUGAAGUUGAGUUAUCGUGGUACCAACGUAUUAAUCUUGGAGAAAACAAAUACAGAAAUGGAAUUAGCGUAUUUUGCUUUUUAGUUGGUUAUGGCAUUUUGUUUUCUGUUUGGAUGUUUACACUAAGAUCAGUGCGAUUUCUUAUACUAAGAAAAGGUGGUAAUGCCGUUUCGUUUGUUACCUAUGGUCCUUUCAAUAGAAAUCGCAUUAUGGAUGUACCCUUGAAUUGCAUGUCUGCACAGGAGGCACGUGAAUUAGCUAAAGUACAAUUACCAAUUAAAGUAAAAAACAAAUCGCUGUAUUAUGUGCUCGAUAUGCGAGGAGAAUUUAAGAAUCCAAAGCUGUUUGAUUAUACUGCAGGCCUUAAACGAAAUUUAUAAUAAAAUAAAUUUUCUUAA